Molecule: messenger RNA, 1600 nt
Organism: Sabethes cyaneus
Lineage: Eukaryota; Metazoa; Arthropoda; Insecta; Diptera; Culicidae
Gene: Polr3E
Product: DNA-directed RNA polymerase III subunit RPC5
Exons: 4
Coding region: 138-1511 (457 amino acids)
Biological process (GO): DNA-templated transcription
Cellular component (GO): nucleus; RNA polymerase III complex
Source: RefSeq, a predicted model, not a curated record
UGUUACCUGCGGGCUUCGAGAUUUUGUUCACGUUUUUUUUUGAAACCUCCUACCUAAUGUGAAAAUAUUUCCGGCAGGUAUUGCUGCUUUUUAAUCUGUUUAGAAGUUUAUAGUUUGCCUCGACUUGGCUAGUAAUAAUGGAUGACGAAGAUGACCCGGUUGUAGAAGAGAUUCCAGUGUUUCUGUCCACAACUCUCGCGGAGAAUCUCUACCUGUUGCAGUACCCAGUUAAGUCGUCGAAUGCCACUUUCGACGAUGGCCAAGUUGUAAAUAGUUGUGUUAAACCAAUUAAUCAGCAGAUAAAAGUGGAUUACGCCUUGAAUACUGCUUCGAAAAAUUACGACUCUUUCAAGGGUGAACAGUUUGCGAUUGCGGCAGACGGCAAAGAGAAGGAUCGACAGCAGAAACCAACAUUUCGCAGUGGAACGAUGGACAAGCAAUCUUUUCUCAGUUCGAAGCCCAUCGAAGAUAUAAAUAGGUACAUGAUGUGCGUUCUUCAGGAUCGGGAAAUCCAUGCGACACCGUUGAACGGUAUUGUUUCGAUGCGGCAAAUGUUUUCCUACUUUGACAAGCAGGAUACACGUACGAAGGCCGAGCAGAAAGCGGAACAGGACGCCGAUGGGGAGGAAGAGGAAGCCAAACAGGUCACGGUAAAAUUUGCCCGCACCGAGAACGAGAAGGUGCGUAAGGCCAGGGAGAAGUCUUUCAACUACAUCUCUAAGAUGGAAUCGGAAGAACCAUGGUGCGAAACGUUUUGGCACGCUAAAAGUUCGACUGCCGCCGAGUUGGAGAGACAAAAACUGUUCUGCGGCAGCUCGUCCCGUGUGGGCACGGAAAGUGUACUGAAUGUUGGUUCUGCCGAAUAUCUAGACAUGUUAAUUAGUAAGGAGAAAACGGAUAGGAAUAUAGAUUCUAUGCUGCCAAGUCGUGUCGUUUGCAUGCAUAAGCUAAGGCAAAUGGCACUAGUCGACCAGAUUAGGGUAAUUCUUAAGGAUGCUAAGGUACUCACCUUUCAGCAAAUUAUGGAACUUCUGCCGGACCGGAGCCUUGCAGCGGAUAAGGUUCUUCGGACCCUUCCGAUGGCUGGUGUGCUAAUCCGAGGCAACUGGGUUGUUCAAUCGGAUAGCAUCUAUUUGGAGGGGAGCGUGUCCAGUAUCAACGGUGUUCCAGCGGAACAGAUGUGCAAAGCACGUGACUAUAUUCUGUAUCGAUUUACCCAGUGUGAUAAACUGGAUCGACAUCAGCUGGCGCUGAUUACUCAACUUCCGACAGAGGAGAUCCGGGAAAUUCUUUGCUCGAUAGCGAAGCUGAACAGCGACCGAAGCUGGAGUAUGCUGCUACCGCCGAACGAAGAUUUCUCGGGUACCGAGCUGGAGAUUAGUGAUCGACAGAAUGCUUUCUGGACAGCCCGGGCAGAUAAGUUCAACGAAAUGGAGAAAAGCAACAAACGAGUGCGCAAACGAUCCGCACGGUCUGAGAGUAAAUAUGACACAAAAAUGAGCAAUGGAUAGCGAGGGUUAGUGGUUGUUCCACUAACCGGCAGUGCGUUCCACAACUUGUAAGCAUAAUUAUUUAUAAUCGAAUAAAUAUAUUUGAGAAG